CCUAUGUUUUUUUUUUACUAUAUUUUACUUCGAUUGAAUCAAUAUUGUACCGUCCCGAGAGUAAUGCAUUCGUAAGUUGGAAUAUAAUACUGUAAUAUUCCGAUAUACAAAAUUCCGGUCUAGUCGUUUUGUAGACGUGUAAAUUCACCUUAUCCCGUUCGGCAAUCUUCCAUGAUGAUUUUUGGAGUGAUCAGACUGUUGAUUUGUGUGCUUUUUGUUGCCCUGGUCUGUAGCAACGGCUACGACGGUUUGGACAGAAAACCAGUGCGUUUAAGUUCGAUCGAUUUAGUAAAGAUGGUGCCCGAACCACUGACGGCCAUCAUCGACGCCCAUCUCAGCGACAAUUUAUACUGCAUCGAUGGACUGGUGAAAUGUCGGACAGACAAACUCGAACAUCUCGCCCGCCAAUGUAUAUUCGAUUUGAUCAAGACCAAACUAUCCGAGGAGUUGACGACCCAUUUGAAGCUCUACAUAAAUUACUUGUUGGACGAACGGCAAUUACUGAAGGAAUCGAACGAUGCAAUUAUUGUAAAAACACUGGACACCGUCCAGCAAAACGUCGUGGUGCUGUCCGGCUUAUUGGCAUUCCUGUACGACCACAAAGCCGAAAUUACCGAAUUGAUGGACACAUAUUUACUGCUGAGCGACAUCACGACAGUGUACCGACGAUCAUCCAGUAAGGGGAAUUUCGUCGAAGCGUUAAAAGCCAAAUCGUACGAACCGUCGGAGAGCAUACCCGCUGCCGGAGUUCACCGAAUGUUGUUCGAGAAGUAUAAUAACAAUUUUUCCCCAUUUACCCUUACCUAUUAUUAUAUGCAUCAGAAAUUUUGGAUGACGUCCAAAACGCUAAAAUGGAAACAACUGAUGGAGUCCACGACGGAUGCGGCCGAACUCGUCAAGCAAAAGGUACCCGUGGGCAUCAGCGAGUUGACAUUGAAACAGUGGUACGACCAGGUGAUCGUCGCCUCAACCGAUUCGGUGGAAGUGUUUAGAUUUUACACACAAGUAUCGGACGCGGUAACCAACAUAAUCUUAGACGCUACCACGGUAAUCAUUGGUGGUUUCAUCCAACUGUUGAGACUGCUCGCUUCGAACGUAGGUCUUAGUCCGAGCCAAAUCCGGGAACAUGUCGCUUCGGCGUUUUACAAAGUCAAGGACUUAAGCAAGGCGGCAGCAACGUUUGUGCGGUACUCGUCCGACUAUUAUCACCUGAUCAGACCGAUAGAAGAGUUGGAAAACCCGUUUAAUGUUUUGAAAUACGCUCUAGCGAUUGGAUUGACCAAACCCAAUCGACUGACCCCCGAACGAAUGUGGCCGAUGGCAGCCAACUUGGAAAAAAAGGCCAAUAACAUUUUGCAAAUCCAUUCGGACCCGUCGGAGAAACGCACCGUUACAGAUAUACUCGACGACAUGCAAAAGGCAUCUGUCCAUACCCAAGCGGUAAUCAAAAUAAUCAAGCCUGUUGAACUAUAAUGAUUGUAUUGCAUUGUCUUGAAAAAAUAUAGCUUUACUGUUUUACCUGCCAAAAUAAGUGUGUGUGUGUGUGUAUUAAAUGCAUUGUUUAACCUUAUGAGACGUUGAGUAGUUCAAGAUAAAAAAA
Adelges cooleyi (spruce gall adelgid) is the source of this 1600-nucleotide messenger RNA. RefSeq lists its product as uncharacterized. Bases 172 to 1473 code for a protein of 433 amino acids. NCBI's taxonomy places the organism in Eukaryota, Metazoa, Arthropoda, Insecta, Hemiptera, Adelgidae. The transcript has 3 exons. The record is from RefSeq and is a predicted model, not a curated record.